Molecule: messenger RNA, 1701 nt
Organism: Rotaria sp. Silwood1
Lineage: Eukaryota; Metazoa; Rotifera; Eurotatoria; Philodinida; Philodinidae
Source: the annotation of a GenBank genome assembly
AUGACUUCUCAUUCAGUUUCAUAUCUGAACAAUAAUGAUGAACAUCGUUUACAAGCAUUAAAUGAUCAUGUUAUAGUGUCCGAAUUAGAUAAUAAUAUCUUAUCUUCUAACUCAAAUAAUAUUUCGGAUUCUCAUUUGGAUCUUAAUCUUAAUGAACAUGUUAAUUUGAAUAAAAAAAAUGAUGAAAAUCAUGCUAUUACACCAAGAUCGUCGUCAACAUCAAAUUUACAUCUCGUUAAUUCAUCGUUAUCUUCUGUUCGUCGUUCACUCUCAGCCAACGAAUCAGAGGAUGGUUUUCGUAUUGUGAAGAACAAGAAAAAACACAAACAAAUUGCACGUGAUGAUCCUCAAGCAUUAAAUAAUGGUGAAGAAUCUCGUGUUAAUCCAAUUGUACCUAAUCUUGAUGAUACAGAACUUGAUCAAAAUCAAAUACAUACUGUUAAUGAUAAUCAACAUCAGUUAUCUUCUUAUAAUUUCGUUAUUACUAAUGAAUCAACACGUUUUGCUCAAACAAGGUAUCCGUUUCCACCAUUUGUUUUACGUUUUGGUGCAGGAAAGGUUACAAUGAUUAAUUGUCGUUUAUCUUCUAAUGUUCUAUCUGAUAAUGAAUAUGAUAUUCUUAUAUAUGUAAAAGAUGCUUUUUCUUUUUCGUUUUUAUUAGAACAAGCUCAUUGGCCAAAAGUUAUAGGUGGUAAAAGUUAUUUUUUUCCUUCAGCACCAGCUAUUCCACCACAACUCUGUUUACUUAUUAAAAAUGUUGAUUUACGUAUUGAUUUUGAUGAAUUCUGUUUUGAUAUUAAAUCUAACUAUCCUCAAGUUAAAAAUAUAAUUAGAAUGAAAAACAAGUUUCAAAAUGAGAUCAAGAUGGUUAAAAUUGAAUUAACUUCUUCUUCUACUAGAGAUGAAUUAUUAAAUAAAAAGAGAAUUACUGUUAAUUAUAUCAUUUAUGAUAUUAUUGUAUAUUUAGCUCCUGCUAAUGUGCUUAUAUGUUCUAAGUGCAUGGCAUUGGGGCAUUUUAAAAAACAAUGCUCCCAGAUUAAAGAAACAUGUCGUACAUGUGGUGAACAAGUUAAUGAUUUGAAAAAUCAUAAUUGUUCUAAAAUUGAAAAAUGUAUCUACUGUGGACAAAAUCAUAAAUCUAGUUCUCUCAAGUGUCCGGUGGUCAAAUCUUUUCGUACUGAAUUAACUCGUAAAAUUCUUCAACUUAAUAAUCAUUCAUCACCUGAUAUGAACUCGAGUAAAAAUAUUAUUUUAAAUUCAACUAAUUUUUCACCUCCUCCACCACCUAAAUCUUCAACUUCAUCAAUUAACCCUAUGAUGGAUAAGCUGGAUGAAUUAAUAAAUAAAUUAUCAGAAGUGAAGAAUCAUCUUGCUAAUUUGGAAGCUAAACAUGAUCAAUUUGAACAAUUCAUAUUAGAAAAAAAUCGUAAUGAUGAAAUUGUUACUAAAAAAAUUAAUGAUAUAUCUAAUUACCAUAUGGAUUUAAAGAAAAAUGUUGUUCAACAUAGUUUAUAUAUUGAUAGACAUGAAAAUUUAUUUUGUAAAUUGUUAAUUCCUAUGUUUGAAGAUUUAUUUUCAUUUAUUGCAGCACAAAAUUGUGACAAGAGGGGUAAUCCACUUGAUGUGGAUCUUAAAUGUAAACUUAAUCGCUAUUUGGUUCAAAUGAAAAAAGCAAUUGAAGAUAAACAAUUUACAAGCUAA